Oppiella nova is the source of this 519-nucleotide messenger RNA. NCBI's taxonomy places the organism in Eukaryota, Metazoa, Arthropoda, Arachnida, Sarcoptiformes, Oppiidae. The record is from the annotation of a GenBank genome assembly.
AUGUUUGUGACCCUUAGAGACGGCACCGGAUUCUUGCAGGUCGUCCUCACCGGCCGCUUGUGUCAAACGUAUGCGGCGCUCACUCUUCAGACCGAAUCCACGGUUCAAGUGUUCGGUACACUGAAGGAGACACCGGAUGGUAAGAUAGCGUCUGGAGGUCAUGAAUUGCAGUGCGACUACUGGGAGCUGAUUGGGGUCGCACCGGCCGGUGGUGUGGACCACGUGCUCAACGAGGAGUCCUUCAUUGACGUCCAAUUAGAUCAAAGACAUCUGAUGUUGAGGGGAAAGGUGUUGUCCAAAAUAAUGCUCUUCCGAUCGCUGGUGAUGCAGACAUUCCGCGAGCACUACCUGUCCCGGGGAUACGUGGAGGUGACUCCACCUACUUUAGUGCAGAACCAGGUGGAGGGCGGGUCUACUCUAUUCAAGUUCGACUACUUCGGCGAAGAGGUAGUGGCAUACCUGACCCAAUCGUCUCAACUGUAUUUGGAGACACUAUUGCCGUCAUUGGGGGCCGUCUUC